This is a messenger RNA of Nothoprocta perdicaria, 4337 nucleotides long. RefSeq names its product phosphoinositide-3-kinase regulatory subunit 1 (gene PIK3R1). Gene Ontology annotation, biological process: insulin receptor signaling pathway; phosphatidylinositol phosphate biosynthetic process. The record is from RefSeq and is a predicted model, not a curated record. Lineage: Eukaryota; Metazoa; Chordata; Aves; Tinamiformes; Tinamidae. Gene Ontology annotation, cellular component: phosphatidylinositol 3-kinase complex. Gene Ontology annotation, molecular function: protein binding; 1-phosphatidylinositol-3-kinase regulator activity. Bases 403 to 2577 code for a protein of 724 amino acids. The transcript is spliced from 15 exons.
AGCAUGUAUGAAGAGUUGCAUGACAGAGUCUUUAAGGUACGUGGGCAUUCUGUGUCAAGCACAUUAGAAGAAUCAGCUAUAAGAAUCAGCUAAACUCAAUUAUGGACACCCAGAAUUACCCGAAAAAUCGGACAAGGAACUAAUUGGAAGAAUAUUGCCAGACAUAGAAGAAGUGGAACACGUUCUUCUGCAACAAUCAUUGACUCAGAUGACUAAAACAUCAGCAGUAAAAUGACAGAUCCUGGUGCUUUUUGAUUCUCUGGUGGAUCUUAUUUCUUGGACAUUGCUAUUGACAUUUCUCUUAUUCUGUUUAAUACAUCUUGAAUCUGUACAUAAAAAUAUAACUGGACAGUUGCGUUUUGGUACUGUUUAACACCUUUGAAUGUUAAAUCAUUUGCCAAGAUGAGUGCUGAAGGAUAUCAGUACAGAGCUUUAUAUGACUACAAGAAAGAGCGAGAAGAAGACAUUGACUUGCACUUAGGAGAUAUAUUAACUGUGAAUAAAGGUACCUUACUAGCACUUGGAUUCAGUGAAGGAGAAGAAGCAAAGCCUGAGGAAAUUGGUUGGUUAAACGGCUUUAAUGAAACCACAGGGGAGAGGGGGGAUUUUCCGGGAACUUAUGUAGAGUACAUUGGAAGAAAGAAAAUAUCUCCCCCAACUCCAAAGCCUCGUCCUCCUCGACCUCUCCCUGUAGCGCCGAGUCCUGCAAAAGUUGAAGCAGAGAGUGAGCAACAAGCUGUUUCCCUUCCAGAUCUUACCGAGCAGUUUUCACCUCCUGAUGUUGCUCCUCCAAUCCUCAUCAAGAUAGUGGAGACGAUUGAAAAGAAAGGUCUGGAUUGUCCAACUUUAUAUGGAACGCAAGGCUCAAGCAGCUCUGCAGAAUUAAGACAAAUUCUUGAAAGUGAUGUUUCUUCUUUAGAUUUAGAGACAUUUGAUGUGCACAGUUUAUCAGAUGCUCUCAAGAGGUAUCUCCUGGACCUGCCCAAUCCUAUCAUUCCAGCAGCUGUUUACAGUGACAUGAUUUCUGCAGCUCAAGAAGUGCAGAGCUCAGAGGAAUAUGCUCAGUUGCUGAAGAAACUCAUCAGAUCUCCAAAUAUACCUCCCCAGUAUUGGCUCACACUCCAAUAUUUGCUCAAACAUUUCCUCAGACUUUGUCAAGCCUCCAGCAAAAAUCUCUUGAAUGCAAGGUCUCUAGCUGAAAUUUUCAGCCCUCUGCUUUUCAAAUUCCAGAUAGCAAGCUCUGACAAUACCGAACACCACAUAAAAAUCUUAGAGGUUUUAAUCACAAGUGAAUGGAAUGAGAGGCAGCCUGUACCAGCACUGCCUCCUAAGCCACCAAAACCUAAUACUGUGACUAACAACGGUAUGAAUAACAACAUGUCAUUACAAGAUGCUGAAUGGUACUGGGGAGAUAUCUCAAGGGAAGAAGUCAAUGAGAAGCUUCGAGAUACUGCUGAUGGUACCUUUUUGGUACGAGAUGCUUCAACAAAAAUGCAUGGGGACUAUACCCUUACACUAAGGAAAGGAGGAAAUAACAAAUUGAUCAAAAUAUUUCACCGAGAUGGGAAAUACGGCUUUUCUGACCCCUUAACUUUCAACUCUGUGGUCGAGCUAAUAAACCACUACCGGAAUGAAUCUCUAGCCCAGUAUAAUCCUAAGCUGGAUGUAAAAUUACUGUAUCCAGUAUCUAAGUACCAGCAGGAUCAAGUAGUAAAAGAAGAUAGCAUUGAAGCAGUGGGAAAGAAAUUACAUGAAUACAAUACCCAAUUCCAAGAAAAAAGCCGAGAAUAUGACAGACUCUAUGAAGACUACACAAGAACAUCUCAGGAAAUUCAAAUGAAAAGAACAGCUAUUGAAGCAUUUAAUGAAACAAUAAAAAUAUUUGAAGAGCAGUGCCAGACACAAGAAAGAUACAGUAAGGAAUACAUUGAAAAAUUUAAACGUGAAGGAAAUGAGAAGGAAAUACAAAGAAUUAUGCACAACUAUGAAAAGUUGAAGUCUCGAAUAAGUGAAAUUGUGGACAGCCGACGUAGAUUAGAAGAGGAUUUGAAGAAGCAAGCAGCUGAAUAUAGAGAGAUAGACAAGCGUAUGAACAGCAUCAAGCCAGAUCUGAUACAGCUGAGGAAAACAAGAGACCAGUAUUUAAUGUGGCUGACUCAAAAAGGUGUUCGGCAGAAGAAGCUUAAUGAAUGGCUGGGCAAUGAAAAUACAGAAGACCAAUACUCCAUGGUAGAAGACGACGAGGACUUGCCCCAUCAUGACGAGAGAACAUGGAACGUGGGGAAUAUCAAUAGAAGCCAAGCUGAAAACCUGCUGCGAGGAAAGCGAGAUGGAACAUUUCUUGUGCGAGAGAGCAGCAAGCAAGGCUGCUAUGCUUGCUCUGUUGUGGUGGAUGGAGAGGUAAAGCACUGUGUGAUAAACAAAACACCUACUGGGUAUGGAUUUGCAGAGCCAUAUAACUUGUACAACUCGCUCAAAGAACUGGUGCUACAUUAUCAACACACGUCGCUUGUGCAGCACAAUGACUCUCUCAAUGUCACACUAGCCUACCCAGUAUAUGCACAGCAGAGGCGAUGAAGAUCUUAAUACUCUGGGCUGUUUGUUUUUUUUUCUAAAGAAAAGAUUUGACAACAUUGAGGCCUCUGGAGAGAGAAGGCUCCUUUCAGCCUUACCCGAGAAUUUGAGCUGCAGUAUCAAAGCUGUCUGUCUUCAGAUGGGACUAGAGCUUUUCUUCACAACUGCAGUGGGAGAGAUCACAGUAUUAAGCUGUGAGCGUAUGUUUCUAAUCUGAAGUGCUUUCUUUUGAUUAAGAAAAGAAGAACACCAGAGAGCGAAAUCCUAACCUGAUCUCCCUGCAGAGACAUAGAGGCCUUUAACCAUGGUGCUUGUUUACGACCACUUCUGAAGCUUUACCAGCCAGAAUGUUGGAUUCUGCAGACCGCAGGUGUCAGAGGUCUUUGCGAGCCGGUUAUCGGAAUUUCCUGGUCACGACCUGGUUUGGAUUUGGUGUUGCUGCACUCGGGGGAUCCAGACACACAGCGUUGCGGAUUUUUGGGAUCCUGGAGAAAGAUAUGUAGCAGAACGGCACUUUCAUUUCUAACGGACACUUUAAAAGGACUUCAGUUACAGUAGGUUGUUCAGAGGAAUUGUAAGAGCAAAGUGCCAGGAGGUGUUUUGUUUAGACGUUUAAAAACCCUGUUUUAAGAAAAUAUUUAAGACUGAAGAAAACAGGACUUUCAAUGGCAUACAGUAUAUAAUAAUGUAAAUAGUAUUGGAUGACUAGCUAUCAUUGAUGGAAACUAUCAAUACCAAACUGCUUCUCUCUCCCCUUUUCGGUUUGCUGAAAGCUGACUCCUUUGACCGUGCUAUGCAAUACUCAGUUUUCGUUCAGCUUUGGUCUUGUCUCAAGCAUAUCUACAGGUUAAGCUUGGUUUUUGUUCUUCUUUCGUUGCCUCCUCCUUCUUUCUUUCAUUCUUUUGCCUGAGAAUAUAUUUCCUGAUAAUAAUUUUUGUUACUCAUUUUUUGUUUCUUUUUUUUAAGAAAUGUACAGGAAGCCAACAAGAGUUGGCUUCAGAAUUAAAACUAUGAAAUAUUUUACCAUUUUCUUUGUAUAGAAUAUUGAGCUACUAGCUCAAAGUUUAAAAAGUUCAUAAUUUUUUUUUUUUGACUAAAUAUUUUGUUGGGCAGUGCCUGAUAAGCUUCAAAGCUGCUUUAUUCAAUAAAAGUAUAUGAACAUUACAAAUUAUCAAUGAGUCCAACAAUAUUGUUUCAGAGAUAUCUUUAGAAUACGGUACCGUGCUAUGUUUGCUUCCUGAAGCAUUUUGAACUUCUGUCUUGAUUGUCUUUGUAUUUGGAAGAAGAAAAGUUGUAUCUCCUUCUCUGAUAAAGACUGCAGGAAAAAAAAAAAAGGAAAAUUUGGCUAUGAGGGGAGUUUGAAUUUUGAAUGAAUCCACUCUUCAUAGUAAAUAAAUGACAUCUUGACCUACUGUGGCAGAAUUUUUGUUAGCAUGUCGAGAUAUUUUCAUUUCAUAUGAAGGAAGUUUCUCUAAAGUAUUGCCUAGCAUUUUUUAUUGUAUUGGUGUUGUGGAAAAAAAAAUCUCACCUGUGCUCAGAACAAUUGGAUGCAACGUAGAGCUAAUUAAAGUGGGAAAACCUAUGUUUUAAAUAUUGGGCUCUCAUAAAAAACAUUUUGGAUUUUUUUUUUAAUAAGUUUAUGGACUAAGGCAGUAUCAAAGCCAGUAUUUGUACAGUUCAGCACCAAAGACUUGUAGAAUGGUAGUUUUGUUAAAGGAAACAACUACAUGAAUCCCACUAACCCCAACUGAUUAAGAAUUCUG